AUGGCCGGAAUGAGCCACAGAAUCCGCGAACGCACCGACGCCCUCGAUGCUGCCGGAAACACCACCGCCGCCAUUGGAAAAGGAUUCGCAAUUGGAUCCGCCGCAUUAGUCUCCCUUGCGCUAUUCGGCGCGUUUGUGAGCCGUGCGGGGAUUGAGACAGUCGAUGUUUUGACACCGAAAGUUUUUAUUGGUUUAAUUGUUGGUGCGAUGCUUCCGUAUUGGUUUUCAGCCAUGACUAUGAAAAGUGUGGGGAGUGCAGCUUUGAAAAUGGUGGAGGAAGUUCGUAGGCAGUUUAAUACAAUUCCUGGUUUAAUGGAAGGGCUUGCAAAACCAGAUUACGCUACAUGUGUCAAGAUCUCGACGGAUGCGUCUCUUAAGGAGAUGAUUCCACCUGGUGCUCUUGUCAUGCUGACUCCGCUAAUUGUCGGGACGUUUUUUGGGGUGGAGACGCUUUCGGGUGUCCUAGCUGGCGCAUUGGUUUCGGGUGUCCAGGUGGCGAUUUCGGCUUCAAAUACAGGUGGCGCCUGGGACAAUGCAAAGAAGUAUAUUGAGGCUGGCGCAUCGGAGCAUGCGAGGACACUUGGACCAAAGGGGUCGGACCCACAUAAGGCGGCGGUGAUUGGUGACACGAUCGGGGACCCACUUAAGGAUACUUCUGGGCCUUCACUGAAUAUUUUGAUUAAACUUAUGGCUGUUGAAUCGCUUGUGUUUGCUCCGUUUUUUGCUGCUCAUGGUGGUUUGCUGUUUAAGAUUUGGGGUUGAUAGCUUUUGAGAUCUGUUUAGUUGGGUUUGUUUAAGUUAGCAGACAGGAACAGGUAGUGAUGAUGGUGAUAAAAGGAGAUUUUGGUUUAGAAAUUAGAACAUGUGUCAUGGUGUUAGUUUGUUGGUUUUGUUUAGUACUUUUUUAUGCUUUGUUAUGAUUGUGAUCCCGGUUUUCUUUAGAUGAAAAUGAC
Messenger RNA from Lactuca virosa, 953 nucleotides. The record is from the annotation of a GenBank genome assembly. NCBI's taxonomy places the organism in Eukaryota, Viridiplantae, Streptophyta, Magnoliopsida, Asterales, Asteraceae.